ACCUACAUAAUUUAGUAUUAGUUUAUGAUAAUAUUUUCUUUUCGGUCAAAAAGCUCUUCAAACAUCGAAAAGUAAGAAACUCAAAACUCAUUUUCCUCUAAGUUUGAUAAUCAUUCGCAAUGAGAAAUCGCUACAUUUUUGCCGAUCUAUUCUUCACUCUGGCCUGUUUUUUCUCGAAAUCAGUUCAAGUUCAAAGUUGGAACCUCACUUUAGAAGCUAGUGGCGAGCAGUUUUUCGAUCAUUUCACUUUCAUAACAGAAGAUGACCCAACCCAUGGCUACGUGAAUUUCGUUGACUAUCCAACCGCUUUGGCUAAUGGCUACAUAAACACUUCUGAGAGUGGAGACACUUAUAUAGGAUGCGAUCACGAGCGAAUAGCUACUGGACGAGGUCGGGAUUCGAUCCGCAUUGAGACGGUUCGCGUGUUCAAUUCCGGACUGUUCAUUUUGUAUCUAUCACAUAUGCCUUUCGGAUGCGGAUCCUGGCCGGCGUUUUGGACGGUGGGACCAAACUGGCCUAACAGUGGUGAAAUCGAUGUGAUCGAAGGUGUGAAUCAGCAAAGCUAUGACGUCACUACUUUGCACACUGGAACUCAUUGCGACUUUGCCAAUACUACACGAAAUCUCACUGGUUUUGUGAUUUCUUCCAACUGCGAUGUUUACGACACGCCAGCUGGAUGCACGGUUGCAUCUGACAAUCCGAACGCAUAUGGCGGCAACUUCAACUCGGUCGGUGGAGGAGUCUACGCUGUCGAGUGGACUUCGGCUGGAAUCAAGUCGUGGUUUUGGAACGAAGGACACAUUCCGAGUGAUGUUCUCGGAAGCGACCCGAAACCCGACACCUGGAGUGUACCAUAUGCUGCUUUCCCGUUUGGAACUUUCUGCUCUCCGGAUAGUUUUCAAAACCAGAAGGUGGUGUUUGACUUGACCUUUUGCGGGGACUGGGCUGGUAUUGUUUUCUCUAAUGACUGUCCCGGUAAAGGCACAUGUAAUGACUACGUCAAGGAUAAUCCGGAAGCAUUCAAAGAAUCGUACUGGAAUAUUCACUGGUUGAAAGUUUUCAACUAGAACAAGAACUCUAAUUAAGUCAAUUGCUAGAUUUUCAUCACCAGUUCAUAAAAAAGUGAAAUUAAUCAUGCGCAAGUUUACUUUAACGUUUCCAACACUUUUAUUAAAAAAAUUACGUCGUUUUCAAGUUAACUUAUUUCCUUGAUGAAUGUGUUUUUUUCGCAGAAGUGUUUUUAGACUCGUGCCCUUGCUCAAGACUUUCCAGAAAAAUAUUAGUGAAUUGGCAAUGUAGUCUUUUAGUCUCCAGUUGCUUUAAUAAAUAUCGAUUAAAGUUCUUUUUUUGAAACUGCACUCGAAACAGAAUUGAUCACAUGACCCGCCUAAUUUUGCCCGUAGUGUUUCUGCUAUAAUUUAUGGAGUAAAUUUUUAUGUUUAAUG
Molecule: messenger RNA, 1445 nt
Organism: Symsagittifera roscoffensis
Lineage: Eukaryota; Metazoa; Xenacoelomorpha; Acoela; Convolutidae
Exons: 2
Coding region: 120-1067 (315 amino acids)
Biological process (GO): glucan catabolic process
Molecular function (GO): hydrolase activity, hydrolyzing O-glycosyl compounds
Source: RefSeq, a predicted model, not a curated record